GUGACUCUGGAUGCCAUCUUGUCUGCUUGCAAUUGAAGGCCUCAGUGAGCAGAGCAGCAGGUUGAGCAAGAAAGUGAAAGAAAAUGGAAGAUGGAGGCAAACAACCACAUUCAUUUGGGAGCGGACAGCAGAGACCUCCUCAUCCCAGACCCUUUUUCUAUGUUCAGCCACCAUCUCAACCUUACUACCACUACCAGCAAUGGCAGAUGAACAACCCAUACAGUCAAUAUGGUUUGCCUGGAGGUUUUAACAUGGGGCGUCCCUACAUGCACCCAUACAUGUACAUGCAGUAUCCAGGGUUUGUUUUCCCACAUGCCCCAAUUUACCCAAUGGAUUACAGGCGAAUGUUUGAACCUCGCUUCCACACGCCUACCUGGAAUGAUAUGCCUCGCCAGCAGCAUCAACCACCCCAGCCUUAUGGACGUCGAGAAAUGGCCUGCUCAGAGGUUCAAACUGACCCCAGUGAUGCUAUAACCAAGCUUAUUGAAUGCUUGGAUAAAAUUAGAGCCAAUGAGCUGCAGGGAGCAGAGAGGGAGCUGGACUCUGGUGUUGCAUCCCAAACCUCAGGAAUGUUUUCUCCAGGUGAAGAGAAGAAAAGAGAAGAGCAAAGUGCUGCUCACCUCCUGCCUUUGGUGCCUGAUGAUAGCAGUUUGGAGUCCCCGGCUGUGACGUUCACUGACUCCACAACAGCUGUGUAUGAUGGCGAAUCGAGCCAAAGGAGCUUAGAUGUCCUGAGUCCUCACGGCUGCUGGUCAGGUAGUUUGGAAGAGGAGCUGCCUCUGGAUAGCUCCUCUGUCCAUGAAGAGUGUUCUGACCUCAAGCAGCUGGCAGAAGAGGAACAUUUCCUCCCUCUCGAGAGGGCAGAAGUCACAGAUAUCCAGUCAGAUACCUCAGUGACUAAUCAAAGUGUUUCCAAAUGUGACGCUGAAGAGCUCACAAAGCAGAGGGAGGAUCCCAUCCUACAGUCAACAUCAUCACCUUCCUUUCCCUUCAGUCUGCCAGCGCUCAAAGAUGCACCAAGUGGCGAUGAAGUCUCAAAGAUAGAACAUCAGACAGCAUCUUUGGAAGAACAAAAUCCAAGCUUCCAGAUCAUCAAGCUGCCCUGUGAGAGCGUUUUGACAUCUGGAGCAACUGGAGCUGGACGUCUCUCCUCCCCUGCAGCCCCUUACUACUACAACUACCUCUCCAUGCAGACCACCCACGAGCGGAUGAGUGUUCUGAGUCCAUCUCUGGAUGAGCUUUCCUCCAGAGAUGAAAUGUUCUCCACAGAUCUGGAAGAUGCUGACCUCUUCCCAAAACACAUUUACACAGGUCGGAGGCCUAGAGAAGUUGUGAGCAGAUCCCCUCAAGCUGCUGGAGAAGUAGAGGAAGUGUGGCUGCCAGGCAUAAAGAGGUUCAUGUGCGCCUGCUGUGGGAAAAGCUUAGCAAAAGGUGCAGGAAGGAGCAAAGUUCACAACUCCAAGAUGCACAGGGAUGAAGCUGUAGACUCUGAGGAGGAAAGCAGAUAUGGAAGAGGUUGCGGGCAGCCAGUCAGAGUGGUUGUGAGGAAGCAUUCUGCACCCAGGAAGAGCCAUUCUGUCCCACCGAGACAUGCAAAACCUUGGUAUAAGAGAGGUCAGUACAAAGAUCCCUUAGAUCCAGGUGACCAGGAGGAGGGUCAUGACCUUUGUAAGCAGGAUCCAGCUGACGGUGACACUGGAGAGAUGACUAGCAGUGAGCUGCAGUGCAGAACAUGCCAGGACGGACUCUGCAGAGAAGAUCUGACCACGUCGGGGCAAGGCAGGUGGGGAGAUGGUGAUGUGAUUCCCAAGAGGAGACAAGUAACCACUCUCCAACGACAAGAGAUGAGUGCUCAGAGGAAAGUGAUGUACCACAGGCAAAGAGAUGAGGACAACGAUGACGAUGAGCCACUACCGUGGGACAGAGGCUCUACAAUAAGAGGAGAACCAAGAUGUUAAUAUCCCAGGACUGACUUUUGGAUAAAGUGUGUUGAACUGUCCCCCUAAAGGUGUAAAUGUUCCAGGAUAAUGUGUUUGAAAAUAUAUAGAGCACCAGGUGAAAUGCACUGCACAGAAAGCCUCUUUUUUUUGUUUGUUUA
Scomber scombrus (Atlantic mackerel) is the source of this 2098-nucleotide messenger RNA. RefSeq names its product bucky ball (gene buc). NCBI's taxonomy places the organism in Eukaryota, Metazoa, Chordata, Actinopteri, Scombriformes, Scombridae. Bases 84 to 1958 code for a protein of 624 amino acids. The transcript has 8 exons. The record is from RefSeq and is a predicted model, not a curated record.